Drosophila eugracilis is the source of this 3353-nucleotide messenger RNA. It is a transcript of the gene Mnn1, whose product is annotated as menin. The record is from RefSeq and is a predicted model, not a curated record. NCBI's taxonomy places the organism in Eukaryota, Metazoa, Arthropoda, Insecta, Diptera, Drosophilidae. Gene Ontology annotation, biological process: negative regulation of cell cycle; regulation of transcription by RNA polymerase II; negative regulation of cell population proliferation. Gene Ontology annotation, cellular component: nucleus; histone methyltransferase complex; chromatin. Gene Ontology annotation, molecular function: chromatin binding; transcription cis-regulatory region binding; Y-form DNA binding.
AAACCAAUGUAAACCUUCUCUUUUUGCUGGAAUCUGAAGAAAAUAAAACCAGGCCAAUUACCUGCACCAGGACAAGGCAGUCAUAUUUUGUCAGAUUUUCGUUCCUGCAAACUAUUUUGGUAAUUAAAAGAACCCCCGCGGGCAACCAUGUCCACGAUUACCAGAAGCGCCAGCGCGAGUCCAAUGGCGCUCAAUGGUGUCAUCGAUGCCAGCCUCUUCCCCCUGAAGUCCACGGCCGAUGUGGUCAAUUUGUUCCGUCGCGCUUUAACCUCUGGCAUAGAGCCCGAUCUCACCUUGCUCUCCAUUGUGGUUGGCUACAUCGAGUUGUCUCUGACAACAGGAGAGGCUGCUGCGCAGGCCGCUCAGGCUGCGGCCGCCGCUGCCGCAGCAGGUGACAUCAGUCAGGCGGCGACAGGUGGAAGCGAUGUCAUCAUGGGAAACAGCGUUCCGUUCCCGGUAGUUACCCACGAACUGAUCGCCGGCCUCUAUAAGAAAUUCCAGACGAUCUUGUCGGUGGUCGAAAAGCCAAAGCCCCACCGCCAGGCCACCCGAGAGGUGAUCAAGAAGGUAUCGGACGUGAUCUGGAACUCGCUGAUCCGCAGCAGCUACAAGGAUCGCGCGCAUCUGCAGAACCUCUACAGUUAUCUGUCGGGUAAUAAGUUGGACUGUUUUGGAGUUGCUCUGGCCGUGGUGGCGGGAUGCCAGCUGCUGGGCUACAAAGAUGUGCGACUGGCCAUUUCCGAGGAUCAUGCGUGGGUGGUGUUUGGCCAAAAGCGCGUGGAAACCAUCGAGGUAACAUGGCACGGCAAAGGCAGCGAAGAUAAGCGGGGACAGGAUAUUCGCCCUGGGAUCGAAUCUGGAUCGUGGCUCUACUUGGGUGGUUUGGCGGUGGUAUGCGAGCGUGGAAUGGAAGUGGCGGCUAUCUGUGCCGCUCUGAAUAUCUCGCUGACCUCGAACAGUGACUGCGUGGAAGUGGCAGAGCUUCAGCAGCAGCUUUUGUGGUUACUCUAUGACCUGGGACACCUUAAACGCUAUCCGAUGGCUCUGGGCACUCUUGGUGAGCUGGAGGAGAUCCAUCGGACACAUCCGAGCGUUAGUUGCGAGCAGCUAUACCGCGAGGCCAUAGAAUCGGCAAGGACGCACUACCGAAAUCAUCACGUAUAUCCGUAUACUUACCAGGGAAACUACUAUAAUAGAUUGCUAAAGUACAGAGACGCCUUUGCCGCAUGGGCAAAUGCGGCGGACGUAAUCCGCUUGUAUACGUAUCAAUGCCGGGAUGACGAGGAGAUCUACAAAGAGCUACUGGACAUUGCCAACGAGUUAAUACCGUAUGUGAUGAAAACCGAGAGUUCAGGUCAUUCGGCGAGAAGUAUUCUACGAGAUUCGGAGGUGUUUGCCAAUUUGUUGAGAUUCUACGACGGCAUCUGCCAGUGGGAGGAAGACAGCUUGACGCCCAUAUUGCAUAUUGGUUGGGCCAAGCCCCUGGUGAAUAAUAUAACCAAGUUUGAUUUCGACAUUAGGUCCCAGGUGGUCAUAAAGUUGCCUGAGGAUCUGGUAGCGGAACAGGCGAAGGCGGAGCAGGCAAGGGCGGAACAGGAGGCUAAGGAAGCUAAGGAGUCAAAGGAAGCUACGGGAUUAGAGGCUUUGGAGGGUAAUAACAACACGUUGGUGAAAAAGGAAGAGAAGACAAAAAGUUCGGAGUUGCCGACUACUUUGGCCGAUUUAACCGCUGCCUGCGGCGAGAAAAUCCUUAAUCCAGACUUCCUGCUCCAGGGCGGAGGUCAGCCCUUUGCCGACCAGAAGCAACAAGCUUCUGUUGAGGAAUCGGAUAUUAUUGAACUCCACAACAACAAUAAUAACAGCAACAGCAAUAACAACAACCAUAAUUCCGACAAAAAGGAGGUUCCAGCAAACACAGCAACAACAACAACAACUAAUGCAAGCAAUGGCAGUAGCACCUCUGUCCAAUUGCCCGUUUCUAGCGAGGCUAGCAAUGCCGGCCAAGCCCAGUCCCAAAAUCUUACAAAUGCCCAACAGGGCAAACCACAGCACAAAGAAGCUAAAAAUGAGGAGAUGAGUGACGACUACGACCCCUUCGAGAUAAUGCUCAAGAGGCCAGUAAUCACGUUGUACAGCCAAAAGAUGAAGGGCCUAAAGGAUCUCUUGCUGGCCGAAAAGCUCAACACCCAUGCCAUUUCUCUCCAAGUCACCGCCCAGUCGGUUGCCUCCCGAAAGGUUCGGGGAGUGGAGAAACAAUCGGCUACAAUUUCAGCCACCAUUACAGCUAUUUCGUCAAACUCCGGCGACAAUCUGCUAAGUGGCGUUGGUGGUGGAGGAGGUAGUGGUUCAGGGGCCACAGGCGGAGCGUCGUUAUCAUCAUCGUCCCCAGGAGGAGAUUCAAUAGCCGCCUCACGUCCAAAGAGAACGCGUCGCGAGUAAUCCUCAUUGUUGUGUAUUACAUAUUGGAAAAUUCUUUAUUAAUCAAGUGUGCUAGUGUAGGUGGUUCGAUUUUUUUUUGUGGAUUAUGUAAUUGCUAACUUAUUAUUUUCUUUACUAAGUUUUAUUAAAGUCAAGGACUGACAUAAUUAAGUCAAAACAGACGUAUACAUUAAAUUGGAAAUAUUUUUUAUACAUUUUUAAAGAAAAUUGUUUUAUAAGUUAGAGAUCCAAGAUUCAUUUUCGACCAUUUGACCUAUCAAAGUUUUGUCUUGAACCGUAGAAAAUCGAGCCACCAUAAGACCGCGCACAUAAUAUAUAUGCUAUCAUAUUUUUGAUGUUCGAUGUGUAUUUAUAUAGUUCGUAAGCGCGAGACGAAACAAAAAAAUGAAGCCGUUAUAGAACGCUUAGCGUUGAAAAAAGAAAUAUAAAAUGUGAAACACACACUGACAUGUCCCAACAAACAAAAACAGGCACACAAAACGCUAAGUUAUGCUAAGUAUUUAUAACGUAUUUUUAGCUGUUAUAGUUUUCUUUUAUGUAUUUAUUGCUAUAACUGUCUAUUUCCCCUCCAUCAUGUUUGAACAUUUUUUUAUUAUUAUUGUUUAAGCGUAACUUAAUUGGUGCUCUUUUUCGAAAUCGAAAGCAGAAAAUCGGUUCUAUAUAUGAUUUUGAUUAAAUUUUUAUCAACAAGAAAACUUGAUGGAAAUCUAAAAUGGAUAUCGAACUGCUCAUAUUUAUGUAUUUACUUUAAAGCAUUUUAUUGAGGCUAAGCUGUUUGAUUUAACUCGAUUUACAUGUAUACCCUGUAAUAUUUAAGAAUUCAAUACUUUGUUACGAACUGUUGACUUGAAACAACGAAACAGUUGGCAAAUCCGAAUGGUAAACAAAAGAAUACAUAUUUAACACUUCCUCUA